AUCCUACAAUGAAACAAUUAGAUUUGUUCCAUAAAUGGUUAGAUAGACAUAGAGAUAUGUGUGAUAAGUGGAAAAACAAGGAGCAUAUAUUACAUAAAUUGAAUAAAGAAUGGACUAUGGAACAUAAUAAAGAUCUGUUGGAUGUACCGUCAUCAAGUCAUGAUGAUAUUCAUAAAAUUAAUGAUGAAACAUAUAAUAUCAUUAGUACAAAAAAUAUAUAUAAAACCAAAAACACUAACCCCCCCUUCGAACAAAUCAGAUGAACAAAUAUCCUACCUGGAGGUAUUACCACGUAUCAAA
Molecule: messenger RNA, 300 nt
Organism: Plasmodium reichenowi
Lineage: Eukaryota; Apicomplexa; Aconoidasida; Haemosporida; Plasmodiidae
Source: the annotation of a RefSeq genome assembly